GCCUCAUUGGCGAUGGAUAUGACGCAGCAGCCGGCGGCAGGCAGGCGAAGGCCACACAGAAAAUCGAGAACGGGAUGCUUUGAGUGUCGGAGGCGACGAAUCAAGUGUGGUGAAGAGAGACCCGCUUGCGCGGCAUGUGUUCGACACGACCAUCCAUGCGUCUACCCGUCUGCACAGCAAGCCACCCACUGUCCCACACCGGCAACCGACCACCCUACUGUCCGAUCUUUGGAUAGUGAGGCAUCAUUGACAUCCUCUCUUUCGAUACCCCGCCUUGCCGAGAGGGAUCAGACACCCUUUCCAUCGUCACCGACCUUUGUCCUUGAUGAUCUGGCCUUGUUACACCAUUACACCCUGUCGACAAGCCUCGACAUUGUCAAGUCUUCUGGUGGAGACGAGUGUUGGCAAAAGAUAUUCCCCCAAAUUGGAUUCAGGCAUGCCUUUGUUAUGCACGGCAUCCUUGGUCUCGCAGCCUUGCAUCUCGCAUACAGGCAAUGUGCCGAGCGAGAACGGCUUCUCUUGAUCGCCGCCCACCAUCACAACAUGGCGUUGCAAGGGUUUCAGGAGAACAUAAAUCACAUGACCGACGACAACAGCGAUGCUCUAUUCGUAUGCGCAUCGAUGAAUAUUCUCCACGUCUUUGGCAUGUUUGGACCGCUGUACGACGGCCCUGCCGCCGGCCGCAAGUCCCGGAUCCUCGGAGCCGAGUGGAUCCCCAUGAUCCGCGGUGUCGGGGCCGUACUGAAGCCGGUAUACGAGCGAGUACGGUUUGGACCCUUGAGACCACUGCUUGAUCUCGGUAAUUGGGAUGAAUUGGAUCCAAACGCCCAACAAGCCGCACAAGACGGCCACUUUCGCAGUAUUCAACAGGCCACUGGGCAACGAAUAUCGACAACAAUGACGGACAAGAAACGAGACACAAUCCGAUAUGAGCUCGCUGGCGAUGAAACACCAUAUCUGAGUCCGGUGCCACCUUAUUCUAUCCCGAGGAAAGCAGUCGGCACAAGCGAUCUGGCAAACGCCGCAGAAUUGCCCUCCGAACCUGUAUCACCGGCCUCGUCUUUCACAUUCAGCAGCUUCGGUGGCAGCGACGUCAAAACUCGAGACGAUGCCCGAGUCGACGUCGAUUUCGAUUCAAAGCUAGUUCGCAGCCUGACCCGCCUCUACCGCGUGCCCUCUGAAAAGCAUGAUGAACCAAAGACGCCGUCACCAGAAUACUCUGAAGCGCAACCAAAGAUUCAAAAAUGGGCCACAAAGUUGAACAUUGUCAUUCAAGUUGUGGGGAGUCGAGGAGAUGUGCAGCCCUUCAUCGCUCUCGGUAAUGAACUUCAACGGCACGGCCACCGCGUCCGGCUAGCAACCCACAAUACGUUCGCCAACUUCGUACGAGACUCAGGCCUUGAAUUUUAUCCCAUUGGCGGCGACCCAGCUGAGUUGAUGGCCUAUAUGGUUAAGAACCCGGGCCUUAUUCCCAGCAUGAAAAGUCUCAAGGCUGGCGAAAUCCAGAAGAAGCGCACUAUGGUCCAAGAAAUGCUCGAGAAAUUUUGGCAUUCAUGCCUGAGACCUGAUCCCUCGACUGGUCAGCCGUUUGUAGCGAAUGCUAUCAUCGCCAAUCCCCCAAGCUUUGCGCACAUUCACUGUGCGCAGGCUCUCGGUAUACCGGUUCACUUGAUGUUUACGAUGCCUUGGAGCAGCACCAGGGCUUUCCCACAUCCUCUCGCUAAUCUGAAGAAUGCUGGCAGCGACCCUCGACUUGAGAACUACAUAUCCUACAGCGUGGUGGAAUGGUUAACCUGGCAAGGUCUGGGCGAUCUCAUCAACAAGUGGCGAAAGUCAAUAGAUCUGGAAGAGGUGGAUAUGUUUGAUGCUCCUAUGCUUGCACAAAACUUGAAAAUACCCUUUACAUAUUGCUGGUCACCGGCUCUUGUGCCCAAGCCGUCUGACUGGGCUUCACACAUCGACGUUUGUGGAUUCUUCUUUCGCGACGCUCCUCAAUACUCUCCACCAGAUGAUCUUGUCCGAUUUCUUGCGGCCGGGCCGCCGCCAGUCUAUAUUGGUUUCGGGAGCAUCGUGUUAGACAACCCAGAAGAAAUGAUCAGCGUUAUACUCGAAGCUGUCCGCGUUUCCAAUGCCCGCGCCAUCAUCUCCAAGGGCUGGUCUAACCUCGCAGGCUCAGAGAGUGAGGAUAUCUACUGGAUAGGAGACUGUCCCCACGAGUGGCUCUUCCAGCACGUUGCCGCGGUAGUUCACCAUGGAGGUGCGGGAACAACGGCCUGUGGACUGAGGAAUGGAAAGCCCACUACUAUUGUCCCGUUUUUCGGAGACCAACCUUUUUGGGGCCAGAUGGUGGCCAACGCAGGCGCAGGCCCCAACCCGAUACCACACGCAGAACUCACUGUGGAAACUCUUUCUGAAGCCAUUAUGUACUGUCUCUCGCCCGAGGCUGCAGCUGCAGCCGCGUCCAUCGCCGCCAAGAUGGCGUCCGAGAUGGGCGUCCGUACCGCUGUGCAGUCAUUUCACAGGAACUUGCCUCUAGAGAGUAUUCCGUGCGAUCUGAUUCCAAGUGAGCCGGCUGUGUGGUUGUAUAGCACUGCGAAACAUUCCAUCAAGCUUUCCAAUGUCGCUGCAGACAUUCUUCUGUCGAACAAGUCGAUCGAUUCCAAACACUUGAAACUCUAUCAGACGAACCCCAUUCUGAUUGAAACCACACGAUGGGACCCCAUCUCUGGGGGUGCCUCGGCGGUCAUGGGGACAGCAACUGGCAUGGCCGGCUCAAUCGCGGGCAUCGUCACCAAACCAGUCGAAGAGUACAGAGAUGAGCAGAGGCGACGCAGUCGUGACAAGAAAACGGCCGAGCCUAGAGUCCCAUCCAUCGGGGAUGAGAAAGCUGGUUCUUCAGAACGGGCAUCAGGCGACUCGACUCGGCCAGCUACUGAGCACUCAAGCUCUCUGGCUGGUAGAAUGGCAGGGGCGUCAGCAAGGAGCUUUGGAAGAGUCGGGUCCACUGCUCUGAAAGGCAUGGUGGUGGACAUUCCCAUGGCUCUUACUGAAGGUAUGAGAACCGUACCACACCUCUACGGCAGCGAUGUCCGUGACCACGGUCCUGUGACAGAUGCCAAGAGUGGAAUGGUCGUGGGGGGCAAGACAUUUGCCUGGGGCUUCAUCGACGGCCUCAGUGACGUCGUGAUGGAGCCAUACAGAGGUGCCAAGAAAGAGGGCGCUAUGGGAGCUGUCAAGGGCAUUGGAAAAGGUGCCAUGAAUCUGGUGACCAAGAGCGGCGCUGGCAUGUUUGGGGUGUUGGCUUAUCCCAGCGCCGGCAUCUCAAAGAGCUUGCGGACCGCGGUGCACAGUUCGACACGUAAAGCCAUAACCCAGGCGCUCCGUGAAGAGGGGAAAUGGAUGGCAAACAACCAUAGAAGAGAUGCAGUUGAUAAGUAUCAGGUUAUGUACUCAAUAUCACAUUAA
Messenger RNA from Fusarium falciforme, 3465 nucleotides. RefSeq names its product Glyco-transf-28 domain-containing protein. Bases 13 to 3465 code for a protein of 1150 amino acids. Lineage: Eukaryota; Fungi; Ascomycota; Sordariomycetes; Hypocreales; Nectriaceae. Gene Ontology annotation, molecular function: zinc ion binding; UDP-glycosyltransferase activity; DNA-binding transcription factor activity, RNA polymerase II-specific. Gene Ontology annotation, biological process: carbohydrate metabolic process; regulation of DNA-templated transcription. The record is from RefSeq and is a predicted model, not a curated record. The transcript is spliced from 9 exons.